Molecule: messenger RNA, 3792 nt
Organism: Sycon ciliatum
Lineage: Eukaryota; Metazoa; Porifera; Calcarea; Leucosolenida; Sycettidae
Product: fibrillin-1-like
Exons: 29
Coding region: 30-3143 (1037 amino acids)
Molecular function (GO): calcium ion binding
Source: RefSeq, a predicted model, not a curated record
CGACAUGUGUUUCUUUGAAUGUCACAACUAUGCAGAGUACCAGCAUUCAACAAUUGUCUGAGAAAGUCUUGAAUCCACGGUUUUCUAAUGGUCAUACGUAUGGUUUAAUUCCAAAUCCAUUCUUCACUAAAUAUGGUACUUACCAGGCCCAGUAUCACUACGAUAGCAAUCAUGGCCUGUUUGGAGCUCUGGCUGUCACUAGUGGCGUUAAACCCGCCAACAUCGCAAAAUACGGAGCAGGAAAUCCACCAAACAUUCUAGAGUUGUCAGAAGACAUGAGACAACGCAUUUUCAAACAGAACAUCCAAGCAAAUACCUUCAGUUGGAGAGGAUGGACUGGCUCAAUACUCACAUCCUUCGCAGUGAAUAACUUUUGGUAUGUGGUCAUUACAACACUUUCAGCAUCAUCCAAUAUCACACAUCAGGAGAACUAUGAUACUCAUAUUGUAGAGAUUGAUAUGACGGCCACGAUGUUUAAGAACGUUCGCACCAUACCAAUGACUUGUGUCGAACAAGUAGGUUAUAACAAACACACGUACUACAAAGCUACUGCAGCAGAGUAUGUUCCACAGGGAACAAGAUCAUCCACGCUUGCGAGUUCGGCAGUCAUAAUGGCUACUUUUUCCACACCAGGAAACAAUCAGAACAUGUUCAGGGGUGGGUCUGUGCUCUGCUCUGCUCAAGCAAGCAACUUGAAUGAUGGGACGAGAACGGAACUCAGCGGUAUAGCACAUCGCUCCUUUGCUGAUUUAAGUUUUAGCAGUAUUGCGGUGGGAUACACAAUCGGGGAGUGCAUUACCUUCUUAGGCGAUGGAUAUGGACGUGUUACGAAGUUGAGAUCUCCCACCCCAUUCAUAGCCUCCGUAAGACUGACUGAAGUCGUUGAGACCAUCCAGGUUUUCAAAAGCCACCAGAAUGCACAAGGAGAAAACAAUAACCAGAUCAAGAGGAUGUCUCUCAGUUCACAGACAAUCUCUUCUGACACGGUUCUGCAUGUGCAAUCAUUGGAAAGCUUUGCUGUGCUUGACGUAAACCAGUGUGAAGGUGUGAGGGGUUGCUCAGUAUGCAAGGAGGUUCCCAACUGUAUCUGGAAAGACGGCACCUGUACUGUUCCCACAUUGGCGGACUACAAAGGAGACCUAUGUCCGCCAGAAAUUGAUGAAUGCACCACUAACACUGACCAGUGCCAUGCCAGUGCUACGUGUGAAGACACACCGGAUUCAUACACCUGUCAAUGUGAUGCUGGUUACAAGGGAAAUGGCACCUCCUGCAGCGACAUUGAUGAAUGCAGCACUUACCAGCAUCGGUGUCAUCAUGCCGAGGCUAUUUGUAAAAAUACAGAGGGCUUGUACACCUGUAGCUGUCGUGAUGGUUACACGGGCAACAGUACCUACUGCACAAACAUGAAUGAAUGUACCACUGGUAGUCAUCAGUGCAGUGCAGAUGCUACGUGUCAAGACACACUGGGUUCAUAUACCUGUCAAUGUAAUGAUGGUUACUGGAGAGAUGGCACCAGCUGCAGCAACCUUAAUGAAUGUGCCACAGACAUUCACAACUGCCAUGCCGGUGCUAGGUGUAAAGACACAGUCGGUUCAUACACCUGUGAAUGUAAAGUUGGUUUUACAGGAAACGGUGCCAAUUGCCAGAACAUUAAUGAAUGUGUCAUCGCACCCAACCCCUGCCCUGCGCAUGCUACGUGUCAAGACAUAGAGGGUUCAUACAAAUGUGAAUGCUUUACUGGAUACUCCAGAGAUUGUACUGGCACCUGCAGCGAAAUUGAUGAAUGUAUUAAUGCACCAUGUUAUGCAAACGCCCAAUGUACUAAUACACCGGGUUCGUACACCUGCACAUGUCAUAACGGUUAUACAGGUAACAGUACCUACUGCAAAAACAUUGAUGAAUGUGUCAUCGCACCCAACCCCUGCCCUGCGCAUGCUACGUGUCAAGACACAGAGGGUUCAUACAAAUGUGAAUGCAUUGCUGGACUAUCCAGUGAUAGUAAUGGCGCCUGCAGCGAUCCAUUUGGAUGUGAUCGGCCAGUUUUACAAAAGGCAACUUUUCCGGUAAAUUCCUCCAAUACCAAACUGAAUAUCCUGCACGCAGUUUGUGACUCCGGCUUUGAAUCUAGUGGUCCAUCUAACCCUCAGGCAACUUGCCACAGUGAUGGCACGGUAACAGUGCAAGGCAGAUGUGGACAUCAUUGUAGUGCGCAGAAGAAAUUCCUUUCUUAUCAUGGAACGAAGACAUAUAAUGACGCUGUGCGCUUUUGCUCGAGCCAUUACUCCCGCCUAUUGAGUGGAGCGCUGUGGACUCAAUGUUUAUUUUAUAAACCGGGCCACAGUGAGAGAAUGUGGCUCGACCUGCCACACUUUGGUCAAGUCAGUACUGUGCAGUCGGGUAGCAGACCACAAUGGGUAUCUGAAGGGGAACUCUAUACAACUGUUUGUGAAUCGGAAAUUAAAUGUAGUGAUGCACCAUGUGAUGCAAACGCCCAAUGUACUGAUACACCGGGUUCGUACACCUGCACAUGUCAUAACGGUUAUACAGGUAACAGUACCUACUGCAAAAACAUUGAUGAAUGUGUCAUCGCACCCAACCCCUGCCCUGCGCAUGCUACGUGUCAAGACACAGAGGGUUCAUACAAAUGUGAAUGCAAUGCUGGUCUAACCAGAGAUAGUACUGGCGCCUGCAGCACUCCAUUUGGAUGUGAUCGGCCAGUUUUACAAAAGGCAACUUUUCCGGUAAAUUCCUCCAAUACCAAACUGAAUAUCCUGCACGCAGUUUGUGACUCCGGCUUUGAAUCUAGUGGUUCAUCUAACCCUCAGGCAACUUGCCACAAUGAUGGCACGGUAACAGUGCAAGGCAGAUGCGGACAUCAUUGUAGUGCGCAGAAGAAAUUCCUUUCUUAUCAUGGAACGAAGACAUAUAAUGACGCUGUGCGCUUUUGCUCGAGCCAUUACUCCCGCCUAUUGAGUGGAGAUCUGUGGACUCAAUGUUUAUUUUAUAAACCGGGCCACAGUGAGAGAAUGUGGCUCGACCUGCCACACUUUGGUCAAGUCAGUACUGUGCAGUCGGGUAGCAGACCACAAUGGAAAUCUAAAGGGGAACUCUGUACAACUGUUUGUGAAUCGGAUGUUGUUUAAUGCCGCACUGUUGGAGGCGAUGCAGCUUGAAUGUGCAAGUAGUUCAGACACAUCAAGCAUUGGUUGUGAAGCACCUGAUUGACUGCACGUAUUAUCUUUCACCUUUCACCGUUUCAGAACAUCACAUUUAUUCUGCUUUUGCUUAGUUGUAAAUCUUUAAAUUGCAGAAUAACCUUAAUUCCGAAAAGGCGACAAGGCGACAACAGUGUAAUGAAUACAAUAAACAGAACCAGCUUCUAGCAUAGGCUAGCAUAGGUUGUGUUCUAAUCAUUCGCCAUGCCACUGUCAAUUGUAUUCGGUUUGCCCGUAAAAGUAAGAGGCCUUUUAUCUGUUUAGUGCCAUCCUUUAUCUAAUUAUAUUUCUGUUUUUCUUGCUUGCGUCUUCUAAAAUAUAUUCUUUGAUUUGUGCAAAUAGUUGCAAAGGAAGUCCUAGAGGAUGGCUCCACCCUGUCACGAUGAAUUGCAUUGCACCGGUCCAGAAUCUCAUAUUCACUCCGCAUUUGUCAAGUUCAACACACUUCAUUUGCAGAAAGAAUCUGACUAUUCUACUUCGGUCGUCCCUAUUUGCAUCUUCUUCAGUUUAUACUUUGGUUUGUGCAAUUUUUUCCUCAUUGUUAUGGCCAAGAGUAAAUAACUACUUUUCGGUAUUA